AUGGAUUACAAAUCGAAAGAGUUUCAAAGAAAUAGAAUAUCUCAUAAGAAGAGGUUCAUAAAUGUGCUUCAAGAACUGCUUCAAAAUUCAAAAAAGAACGUGCAUGAAACGAUCAAAGUCAAGCAUGAAUACAUAGAGUUCUUGCAGCAUACUGACCUCCGAAGAGAUCUAAAAAAGUAUUAUCCUGAUUUGGUUGCAUUCAUCGGUCACAAAUACGGCCAGAUCGACCUCAAAGGUCCAGUUUCUCAAGUAGUGGACGCGACUGUCAUAAUAAAUGAGCAACUACACAAAAUUUGUGAGAAGCAGUUAACGUUAUCUCAGUCAGACUUAGUUUGGAAUAUUGUCGCGAAGAAUCGAUGGAAUGAGUACUUCGCCAGACAACUUUGUAAAGAAAACAUAAAAGCUAAAGUAAGUGAUGCUCUACAGGGUGUCCCAAAAAGCCCAAAACUAUUGAAAUAACGUAUUGUUAGAAUUUGAAUGCCUCAGUACUCUGCUGAACCCACACGUGCAUCAAAGCUUGACGUUUACAUUCCCAAGAGCAGAAAAUCGUGGGCUUUACAAAGAUAUUUUAAUUUCUUAAUAAGUCAAUAUUUAAUAUAUGCACCCUUGUCAAUAUUUUACGCAUCUUUGCAGUCAGCAGAGUGCUGAGGCAUUCAAAUUCUAACAAGACGUUAUUUCAAUAGUUUUGGGUUUUUUGGGACACCCUGUAUAUAUAACCUUAAAUGUAAGUUGCAAGACACAUAAUACAGUACUAUUGCAAUCUUUUAUUGGAUUUAGGUGUGUGUCGGUCCAUCAAAUGCAUUAAUGAUUCUUGGAUUUAGUCAAGAAGAAUGUGAAAGAGCGUUUGAAAUUCUGUUUGAAAUAUUAAAAGAGGAUACAUUGUCUAUCACUGCAGACUGCUCCGUACAAUCUGAUAAAUUUCAAUCGUUGAUCUCUAAGUUACAGCGUGGCGCCUUGGUGCAAAUAGAUGUUUUACCGGAAGAAAAUUCAGUUAGAAUUAUCGGCGUAUACGAAGAUAUCUCAGGAGCUACCAAACAAAUUUAUGACUUCAUCAAAACAGACAGAAUACACAGUGAUACACACAGACCUCAGGUUUCCGAGCACAUUUGGAACUUUCUUCGCGACUGUGAAAAUGUCAAGAAAAUAGCGAAAGAUUUCGAGCAGUAUAGUAUUUCGAUAGAAAUCACGGAGUCUGACGAUUAUGAGCAAUUCCUUGUGCGUGGCUUCAACGAAGGCAUAGAACAGUGUAAACAACGUCUGACGGAGUUCGCUGCAACGAUAGUAGAGCAAGAGAAAAAGUUAGAAUACCCUGGAAUUAAAAGACUGUUUCUUGAUCAAGCCGGGAAGGAGCAGUUGCAAAUGAUUGAAAAGGAAAUGGAUGUCGAAAUUGAGAUUAUAGUUCAAAGUGGCAGAAAAUUUUCAAAAGCUCCAGUCCCUUUGCCAAGGACAUUUUCUCUUCCGACCAAAAAAUCUGAAAGCUUCAUCUACGACUACGACGAGUGUAAUUUCACGACUAAAGAGGGAACAGACGUCUCCUGGAAAUAUGGUAACAUAGGAAAUGAAGCGGUGAGUAGUUUGAAAACAAG
Messenger RNA from Paramuricea clavata, 1586 nucleotides. The record is from the annotation of a GenBank genome assembly. Lineage: Eukaryota; Metazoa; Cnidaria; Anthozoa; Malacalcyonacea; Plexauridae.